AUGAGACUUCUGCUUCUAGUGGCGGUGUUGGUGGUGGCCUGGGGUGAGGCCGCAGCCAACCUGAACGGCAUGCCCAACAAAAGGUUAAAGAUGCAGUAUGCCAUGGGGCCACUGCUCAAGUACUCAAGUUCCAGAUCUGUUUCCUGCGGUUAUAGGCAGGUGUUUGAGGAGUACAUGCGGAUUAUUAGUCAGCGGUACCCAGACAUUCGAAUCGAAAGAGAGAAUUACCUCCCUCAACCAAUUUAUAGACACAUAGCAUCUUUCCUGUCAGUCUUCAAACUAGUAUUAAUAAGCUUAAUAAUUGUUGGCAAGGAUCCUUUGGCUUUCUUUGGCUUGCAAGCUCCUAGCAUCUGGCAGUGGGGCCAAGAGAAUAAGGUCUAUACAUGCAUGAUGGUUUUCUUCUUGAGCAACAUGAUCAAGAACCAGUGUAUGUCAACAGGGGCAUUUGAGAUAACUUCAAAUGAUGUACCUGUAUGGCCUAAGCUAGAAUCUGGUCAUCUUCCAUCCAUGCAACAGUUUGUUCAAAUUCUUGACAAUGAAAUGAAGCCCAAUGUGCAUAUGGAUUCAAUUCCACAUCAUAGGUGGCAUAGCCCCACCUAUAAGCACUGA
Molecule: messenger RNA, 609 nt
Organism: Sciurus carolinensis (gray squirrel)
Lineage: Eukaryota; Metazoa; Chordata; Mammalia; Rodentia; Sciuridae
Product: thioredoxin reductase-like selenoprotein T
Exons: 1
Coding region: 1-609 (202 amino acids)
Biological process (GO): cell redox homeostasis
Cellular component (GO): endoplasmic reticulum membrane
Molecular function (GO): thioredoxin-disulfide reductase (NADPH) activity
Source: RefSeq, a predicted model, not a curated record